ACGUCCCACUCCCACGUUCCGACGGCGGCCAGUGUAGUGCUGUGUACCGGGGGAGGUUCAUGUGUGAUGAGUGUGUGGCUGUACUACAAAGAAAAUCCUUACAACAACAAUCAGUGUUCUGUGUCUCGUGUGGUAGCAGAUUGCCUGGGAAGUUGUGAAGUGCUGUACCACAUCUGAUGAGUGGUGGAGGCUGCAGAAUGGCAGGAGCCACUCUUGACUGCAACUCUAGAACACGCGACUGAAGUAGGCUCAGAAAUUUGAAAUGUUUAUUCUGCUGUUGACUUAAGUGUGUGUGCUCGUGCCCGUGAAGGACGUGAUUUGCCCCUUAAGUUGUAGUUCAGUCUGACUGAUGCUUUAAAUGUCACUUUCAAAUGAAAAAAAUAUGUAUACCAUUAAUAAGCUACUGUGACAUCUUAAACAGCUAAUGUGUGAAUAACCUGCAUAGGAUAAAACAGGUGGUAAAACAGUCAUGACAGCAUGAAUGUAGCCCUGUCACCUGCUCGAGUCAUCAUCACGCAGCUCAAGAUGGGUUGGCUCGCCGCUUCCUUGCUGACCGUGACCUUCGUGCUCUCCGCGGCCAGGCCUGAUGGAGGGGUGUGCCACUUGCAUAACUAUGUUUCAUCGUGUGUGCUCAACAUCUUGGAGGAACACAUUGAAGCUACUGCCAUCAUCAACCAUUGCCAUGUGCCCCUUGACAUCACCUUCCUCAUUGUUUACCAGUACAGGAACAGCACACGGCACAGCUGGAAGUACACCUUCGUGACCUCAAACCAGAAUGAGAGGGUGUUGAUCCCCGGCCUCCUGCUGCCCAGUGCUCCACAUGCCCCAGUGUUCCUGUAUGCUCGUGUUCCUGAAAGAGAGUUCAACAUGCAUAACUCCUCUUUUGUGGCCAUUCAGGCCUCAUUCAUUGCUGAGCUGGGUCGAGACAAGUGGGAAGAGGCAGACUUCCUUAAUCACACUGUGUUCAUUUCACCCUCCAGUGACUGCCACUUCUCCAGAGAUGGCACAGACCCCAUACCAUGGAUCAUAGGUGGUUUGUUUGGUGUUGCUCUUCUCUCUGGAUUGCUUGGGGGUGGGUAUCAUCUGUACCGCAAGAGGAAGAUGGCUGCAGAUGAGCUGGCUCUGGUGUCUGCCAUGGAGGUGGGAAUGCCAGGUGCUCAACCUUACCAGAUGGAUACAGUGGUUCAGCAAACCACAACAGGGGAAUCUUCAGGGCAAGAAAAAACAACAGGUGAUGGCAACACAAAUGGAACAGCGGACAGCAUGACAAAGAGGCCAAAGUCACCAGACCAAGGAAACAAUGAGGAAGAACCUAGUGGAAGAAAAGGCUUCAAAUUUGGAAGACUAAAAGAAGAAACUAGUUUUCAGGAUGACACACCAGAGUUUGAUGAUUCUUCAGUUAUCAUUGCCAAUCCAGCAUAUCAAGAGGAAAAUCACCAUUUACAGAAACAAGCUGAAAUUAUUAAACAGGAACAAGCAGACAAAUUUAGUCCAACAUCUCAGGACCACAAGCUUAGACAAGGGGGAGGCAUAGUGAACUGCAUGUAUCAAGAUGGGGUGGAUGCUUCCCAUCAGUGGCAGGAAGAGGAAGAGAAAAAGCAGGAAGUGUUAGAUGAGAUGACAGCAAGUGAUGACUGUAAAGCGGAAACUGAUGAAAGCCUUGAGGGAAGCAGUCAGGUUGGCCAAGGAGCUCGUAGGAAGGUACGUGGGGCCGUCUCAUCCUCCACCAUUGUGACAACCAAAGUAGGGGAUGAUGGGGACUCCCAGAAGUGUUUAUGAUGGACAUCCAUGACAGAGAAGUAUGUUGGUAAAUUCAUCCAGGAAUAGGUAGAUGAGAUGAAUAUCAAGUAAGCCACAUAAAUAUCUUGUAUUUGCAAUGUAUAUGAAUAGUUGUUUGAGAUGAUACAGUUGAUUAAUCAUUAAGCAAUAUUCAAGUUUAUCAUUGAUGUAAAUGAGAGUACUGUGAACAAUUCUCAAAAGAAUACAUGGAGUCAUGGAAGAUGAUCUGGAAUGAGGGGAUGAGGAGAGGCAAAGUUCCUACUUUCUCUUUACUUUUUUUGUUCAUAUGAAUUAACUCACACGACUGCUCAUCUUCCUCAUUUUUUAAUUAAUGGGCAUUCUGUGAAUGUGUGUCCUUUUUUUCUUUUAGGCUCUAUGAAAAAAAAAACUAAAAAUAUCUUGAUUAGCAUAUACAUUGAUGUUUCUUGACAUGACUGCAACAAAUGGUUGCCACAAUGUGCCAGUGUUCACUUGUGGAAUGCAUGUGGUGUAUCAUGAGAAUUUGAGUAAAUAUUGGAACUGUGGGGAUAUGAAAUAGUGUGGUCAAACCAUAUGGGAUUGAUUGUAGUUUGUGUCCUUAUGAGUGAAAUUACCACAUUGUGGAGGAUGUCUUCCUACAUAAUGUAGGAUGAUGCAAGUCUGAUCAUGUUUAUAGUUACAUUUCCACCUGAGGCAUUGUGCAGAAGCUAGAGAGGGUACAGCACCUACAAAGGCCCUCAUUAGUGUGGACCAGGGUGUUUUUAUGUCUUAAUUUAUGUGCACGUGUAUUUAUUAUAAUUUUAAACUGCAUUUAUUUAAAUUACCUCGCUUGGUAAUGGUCAAAGUAAGAUGGUGUGAAUAUGCAUUUCUUAUUCAAAUAAAUGUUUUAUAAAAUA
Messenger RNA from Scylla paramamosain (green mud crab), 2654 nucleotides. RefSeq lists its product as uncharacterized. Bases 478 to 1779 code for a protein of 433 amino acids. The record is from RefSeq and is a predicted model, not a curated record. The transcript has 7 exons. NCBI's taxonomy places the organism in Eukaryota, Metazoa, Arthropoda, Malacostraca, Decapoda, Portunidae.